AUAAAUAACAAUUUUAGCAAAAGUUGGUGCCAAUCAAAAAUCAUGUAGGAUUGAUCUCUGUUAAGAUGAUUUUACCCCGUGUAGGUUUUCUGAGAUUUCUCUGAAGUGGCCACUGUGCUAGGCGUUCUGCAGGUGACAAAAACGAAUGCCAAGAGAUCUUUCUUGGUCCGAGUGCAGUUGAAGUCUUCUUUAUUAGCUUUUUCCCCCCCUACAUUAAAUACCUUUAAAAUCCAUUGACUACUCAUCGUCUCCUAAAGAAUAAGAUGUCUCAGAGAUCAGAGCCUGCUGUUCGUCAGUGGAAGAGUGUCUGUGUGUUAAUCUGGGGAUGGAGAGCCGGCUUCUGACAUCAUAGCUGUUUCAUAGCAACCUCCAUCUGAGCCAGUGACGAGCUCCGCCAUGCUGGGGGGGGGACAAGGCACGGGCGGAGUCAGGCUGCCUUGCGCAUCGUCCAACCCAGAAAACACCAUUGGUGCCCUGGGAGAGGAGCGCCUGAAACAGGGUGUGAUUGCUUUCAGCGUGGCCUGUCUUGCUGAUGAAGCUUCUGCUUUUAAAAGGGCGCUGUGGCUCUUGUUUUAAUGAACUUGCAUUUCUAUUUAAAACUCGUCACACAGGAGCAUGGCUCAUGGUUCACAUAGUGUUUCUGUGUGCAACGUAUCACUUGUUACUCAAAGUAGGGAAAUGGGCAAGGAGAUCUUAGUUUACAAAGAAGGAAAUACAAAUUCUGGAAGGACAUGGAUUUACACGCAUUAAAAAGAUGUGAGAAGCAUGAAGGCAGGUCAGUGGUCACUAGCAGGUGUAGAUAGGGAGCAACAGCGUUGUGAUUUUCCCCCUACCUUGGGGCUUCACCUUCACCACAAGGACCAGACUUUUGUUUUAUUGACAACGCCCACACCCUGGCUGACACUGAAGGCGUUAGGUGACAAUAGCCGGGAGCACUCACCUGGGAUGCCUGAAGGGUGCCGGCUGAGGCUGGCGAAAGCCUGCCGAGACCAGAAGACUCUGGCCUCUGGUUUCCUGCUUCGAAGCCUGGUGUUGGCCUCCUGCCUGCCUUUGGUGUUGACUUCACCCAACACACUGGCCAUCCCUAAGAAGCUGCGAGAAGCUGUGGGGAAAGUGGUCGUCAAUGCCACCGCCUGCACUGUCACCUGUGGCCUCGGCUACAAGGAGGAGACUGUGUGUGAGGUGGGCCCCGACGGAGUGAGAAGGAAGUGUGAAUCUCAGCGCUUGGAGUGUCUGACCAACUGGAUCUGCGGGAUGCUCCACUUCACCCUUCUCGUCGGCCAGCACUUGGAGCUCAGCUGCCUGAGCCCGGAGAUCCUGGAGGUCGGGCAGGAAGCUUUCCGGUUCACCUGGAGACUUGCUCGGGGUAUCAUCUCAACUAACGAUGAGGUCUUCAGACCCUUCCAAGCCCGUUCCUACUUUGUGAGGUUUUUAUCUGCCCAGGAGUACGACUCUGGGACUUACCGCUGUGAUGUGCAGCUGUUAAGAAACUUGAAGCUCGUCAAGAGGCUGUAUUUUGGGCUGAGGGUCCUUCCUCCUAACUUGGUGAACCUGAAUUUCCAUCAGUCCCUUACUGAUGAUCAGAAAUUAGUGGCUGAGGGCCUGGAAGUCAGUCCGGGCAACCAUUCCAUGCCUCACCACCCACAGUGGAAAAGGAAGGUGGCGUUGGCCUUGGGCCUAGGAAUCUGCGGUGGAGUGGUUGGUGGGGUGUUGGUGAGCAUCGCCCUCUGCAGGGCGCUGAGGCACACCUCCAACUAGGACUGCUCCUGAAAGACUGACGGGAGCUCCUUGGGGGGCGUGUCCUGGCUGCCUGGCCUGAUCCUGGGUCAGCCAACAGGGAGGCCUCCCACUGCCCGGAGCAUGAGUGGGGGUGGGGCAGGGACAAGCUCAUGGGAGCUGUGGGUGGUCCUAGAUGGGUUCUGUCCUGACCCCCUGCUCCUUGGGCACGCAGGCAGCUGACUGCAGGCAUCCUGCCAGUCCUGAGAAGGGACCUGUCCUCGUGUUCAUUUUCUAUCUGUGCUUUACAACUUGCAUGCCUCCCACCUGCGUUCCUCUUCUGAGCAGUGCGUUCCUGUAGGAUUUAUUAACAGCUUUUCUAGUGAAAAUAUCACUUUCCCUCUUCAAUAAAAAUAAUUCACAGUAGCUGUAUGGAAACAACAUUUUCUUGUCUUGCUCUUUAAAAUUCUGGCGUUUAAGCUACUCUGUAAUCGUCAGUCUGGUUUGUUUUCCCCAAAUCCUUCAGGAUAGAUGAUAGACGAAUUGCUUCUUGAGUGGAUGUGUGCCCAGGUUGGGCAGAGGUUGUUAGGACCAAUCUGUGACUCAGGUGUGUAAGUGACAGCCCUGACAGCCCAGGUGAAUCCUGUGUUUCGUGUAAAAUUGAAUUUCCUAGCAAAGCACUGGAUUCUUCUCCUGGUCAUCCAGACAGUUCCUUGCUUUGCUUGCUGCCCCUUUCAUUUUUGCUUUUUGAGUCCCCUGAGACUUAUUCCUGAAAAGGCCAAGUGCAUUGGUCUCUUAAAGCAGCCAAGGCCCCAAAGGGAGGGCAUCGGAAAUCCAGGCUUAAGAGCCUAGGGGCACGGGGGCCGCCAUGUGCCGUGCUCUAGGUGAUUGGCUUGUGGAAGCCACAGGGGAACGGCUGUUGGCCCCCGGCUGAGCUGACCCUGAGAGUAUGAAGGCAUUUCUCCCUCUCCUCCAGCUGCCGGCACAGCAGCAGAAACCAAAGCCCAAUGUUUCUCUAAAGCUGUGUCAGGGUCACCUGCGGGAGCUUCUGACCCUGUUGAUGCUAAUUUAGUUUAAAUUAUGGUCAAAAGGCUCUCUAUGAUUUCCUUUUAACUUAAAGUUUUAAAGCCUGAGACAAGUUGGAAGGAAAGUUUAGUGACCAUUCUCAGACCCUUUAUCUAGAUUGACCCAUGAGCAUUUUGUCACGAUUAGCUUUCUGAAUAUGUACUGGUUUUUGCUCAGCUGGAUGACAGCUGGGCUUGCGUCAUGGUCCUGCACUCUGGGGUCACGCCCCCAUUCACCUGCACUGUCUUUAUCAACUCAGAAGGUGAUUCUCCAGUCAGCUCACGUUCAGCUUCUCUGAAUUCUAAAACCUUAGAGCCUUUGGAUGGAUCCUGACGGUGGUUAUCUCUCUCCUCCCGCAGACCCCUGUCUUGUUUUUCAUGACUUGAUUUUUGCUGCAGAGUCUAGCUGGCCCAGCUGUAGUGAACCAUGGCUGUCUGGAUCUGUCAUUUCCUCCUGAUGAGACUCACGGGGACCGGCUCGUGAGUGUUUUUGAUGGGGGGUACGUGCUUUCAGCGUCACUUGGGGAGGCUCACAGUGUUAGGGUGACUCUCGUUGACAGGAAGGUUGCUGACUUGCUUAGGUGGUAGCUGCCAGAUCUCUCCUAAGGGCUGUGUGUGUGCGUGUGCACACGUGUGUUUCCUCUUGGUAGUGAACACCCUGUGGGGUGAUGCUUUGUGAUUAUCUCGUUUUCUAAACACUGUUCACAUGAACCAUGUGGCAUUUGUUGAUGAUCCUUGCCUUAUUACAUGUUGGGGAUUGGUUGUGAAAGGGUUGAGUUCAUUUCUGUAUGUGAUAGCUUAUAUAAUUCUCUUUAAAGGAUGCUUCUUUUUACCUGCUGUUUUUGAGGUCUCAAUAGAUUUUUCUUGUCAAUCAGUAUAGAAUCCAUUACUGUUGUCAUUUCUGUUGUUACUUGAAAGGCAAAAUGACAGGGAGAGAUGAGAGAGAGCUAUCUUCCAUCUGCUGGUUUACUCCCCAAAUAUUGCAAUAGCUGGAUCUGGGCCAGGCUGAAACCAGGAGCCUGGAACUCCAUACGGGUCUCCCAUUUGAAUGGCAAGAUCCCAAGUACUUGAGCCAUCACCUGCCCUCCCAGGCACAUUAGCAGGAAGCUAGAUCAUAAGUGGAGGAGAGGGGCUGUCAUUACGGCAUCGCAGGGAGAGCUGCUGCCUGUGACACCGCCAUCCCAUAUGGACACUGGUUCGAGACCCAGCUGUUCCACUUCCUGUCCAGCCCCUGCUAAUGCACCUGAGAAAGCAACUCCUUGGCCCCUGCACCCACGUGGAAGACCUGGAAAAGACUCCUAGCUUUGGGCCAGACCAGCUCCAGCUAUUGGAGCCAUUUGGGGGAUGAACCAGAGAAUGGAAGAUCUCUUUCUGUCUGUAAUUCUAUUUUUCUUUUCUUUUCUUUUUUUUUUUUUUUUUUUGAAGAUCUUUAUUUAUUCAUUUGACAGGUAGAGUUACAGACAGAGAGAAAGGUCUUCAUUCUGCUGAUUCACUCCCCAAAUGAGCUACGCCAAUCCGAAGCCAGGAGCUUCCCUCUUGGUCUCCCACGUGGGUGCAGGCACCCAAGCAAUUUGGCCUCAUCAGAGAGCUGGACUGGAAGAGGAGCAUCCGGGGCCAGAACCCAGUGCUCAUAUGGGAUGCCAGCACCACAGGCGGAGGAUUAACCUAGUGCGCCACUGCGCUGGCCACUGUAAUUCUAUUUUUCAAAUAAAUAAGAAGAGGAGCCAGGACUGGAACCAGCACUCUGAUAUGGGAUGUGGGUGUCUAGAGUGGUGGCUUAACCCACUGUACCACACCAACCCUAUGAGUCCCUUUAAGCCAGCUGUUUUGUACUUUCGCUGUGGUCUGAUUUGACUAGCAUUUUUCUGCUUUCUUGUUCAAGCUAUCUCAGGGCCACACUUGGACUUCCCUUGCCCCAGUUGUGAACCUGCCAUUUCUCCAAGGAUCUCUGGUUUCCUUUGGUGUGGGGAGCAGCGUUUGGAAGCCAAGGUGUGUGCACUGGAUGUGCUCAUUGCGGCUGGCAGUCGUUGCUGCUAGCCCUGUCAGUUUCCUACAGACAUGGGUGCUGUGAACGGUUCAUGGGAGAGACGGGUGCUGUGACUUAGCAGGGUAAGCUUGGGAUGCUUGCAUCCAUGUUGGAGCACCAGUACAAGUUCAGCUGCUCCACUUCUGAUCCAGCUUCCUCCUAACGUGCUGGGAAGCAGUGGACGAUGGCGCCAAGUGCUUGAGUCCUUGUCAUCUAUGUAGGAGACCUGGAUGGAGUUCCCAGCUCCUGGCUCGGCCCCAGCUGUUGCAGCCGUUUGGGGGAGUGAACCAGAGGAUGGAAGAUCUCUCUCUCUCUGCCUUUCAAAUAAUUGAUUUUAAUUUCAAAAAGUUCAUGGAAAAUGGGAUUAAAAGAUACGCAGAUUGUCCAUGAAUUUUUGAAGACAACUUAUAUGUGUAAAUCAUGAGUUCAAAGCAUCUUUGUUUUUUAAACAAGUUUUAUAGCUGCUCUGAUACAUAGCCAAGGUGGAGAACACUGGCCUGGGCACACACACAGGAGCCUUCUAACCACUGCUCUUGCUUUGGAAAGAUCAUAAGUUUUACACACAUCCCCGCCUCCUAGGAAAUGGGUAGAUUUCAGACCUGAGAGUUGUUUUUUUUUUUUUUUUUUUUUUCCUGACAGGCAGAGUGGACAGUGAGAGAGACAGAGAGAAAGGUCUUCCUUUUGCCGUUGGUUCACCCUGUAAUGGCCGCUGCGGCCAGCGCGCUGCGGCUGGUGCACCGCGCUGAUCCGAA
Molecule: messenger RNA, 5558 nt
Organism: Oryctolagus cuniculus (rabbit)
Lineage: Eukaryota; Metazoa; Chordata; Mammalia; Lagomorpha; Leporidae
Gene: TMEM81
Product: transmembrane protein 81
Source: RefSeq, a predicted model, not a curated record